Messenger RNA from Metarhizium album ARSEF 1941, 1419 nucleotides. Its product is annotated as Drug/metabolite transporter. The transcript has a single exon. Gene Ontology annotation, biological process: intracellular calcium ion homeostasis. NCBI's taxonomy places the organism in Eukaryota, Fungi, Ascomycota, Sordariomycetes, Hypocreales, Clavicipitaceae. The coding region runs from base 1 to 1419 and encodes 472 amino acids. Gene Ontology annotation, molecular function: enzyme regulator activity. Gene Ontology annotation, cellular component: endoplasmic reticulum membrane. The record is from RefSeq and is a predicted model, not a curated record.
AUGCCCAGCGAUCGUCGGCCAAACCUUCAACGUGGAGGACGCUCCGGCACCCCGCUGCUCUUCAAGGCAGAGGACCACAUGGCCGAGGUGGAAUCCAAGCGGCCCUCUCUCUCUCCGGCGUCACAACCGACCCCCGACACCCACGACACCGCAGCCGGUUCCCACCCGCCCAUGACCGCGGCCUCAUCGCAACGCGGCGCCUUCAGCCGCCAAUCUACGAUGCACUCGCGCAAUCCUACCGGCGCGCUCGAAGCCGCCAAGGCCUCUGCCCGCAAGAAAUACCUCUUCGCCGGCUUCUUCCUCUCCGUGUCCCUCGUUGCCUUCUGCGUACAGACCGAGCUGUCCGCCUACAUUCAGCACGACCUGGCCUGGGGCAAAGCGUACUGCAUGAUGUAUCUAACGCACAGCUCGUGGAUAGUUUUGUGGCCAAUGACGGUUCUGGUGUUGAGGCUCCAGAAGCGUCACGAGCCGUGGGACCAGUUCUGGCGGAGACACCUGCAAGUCGUCCUCUCGACCGUCACCAUGAUUGAGCUGCAGACCAUCAACGUCACGACGCCCUCGGUCGCCCGGCGCGGCAGACCGGUCAUGUACCUGGCGCGCAUGACGAUAUACAUCACCUCGGCUCUGACCAUUGCCGGCCUGAGCUGGUACAUUGCCGUGAGCCUAACCACGCCAUCCGACCUGACGGCCAUAUACAACUGCAGCGCCUUCUUCGCAUACGCCUUCUCCGUGCCGAUCCUCAAGGAGCCCCUCCGCGUCGACAAGUCCGUCGCCGUCAUGAUCGCCAUUCUCGGCGUCCUGGUCGUGGCCUACGGCGACACCGGCUCCGAGGAAGCAACCUCGUCCGCGUCCGGGCCCUCUGACCCGGGCGCGGGCUCCCGCUUCGCAGGCAACCUCAUCAUCGGCGUGGGCUCCGUGCUGUACGGCCUCUACGAGGUCCUUUACAAGCGCUACGCCUGCCCGCCCGAUGGCGUGUCCCCCGUGCGCGGCACCAUCUUCGCCAACGUCUUCGGCUCCUGCAUCGGCUUCUUCACGCUCACCGUGCUCUGGAUCCCCCUCCCCUUCCUGCACUGGCUCCACAUUGAGCGCUUCGAAAUCCCCGACGCUUCGACGUGCUGGCUGAUCCUGCUGGCCGUCUUGUCCAACGCCACUUUCAGCGGCUGCUUCCUCGUGCUCAUCUCGCUGACGUCGCCCGUGCUGUCCAGCGUCGCCGCCCUGUUGACCAUCUUCAUUGUCGCUAUCGCCGACUGGGUCCUGACCGGCCAGCCGCUGAGCUGGGCCGCCAUCGUGGGCGGGAGCAUGAUCAUCGUGGCCUUUGCCGCCUUGAGCUGGAGCACCUACCGGGAGAUGAUGGAGCACGAGGCGCACAAGCUGGCUGUGGAUCUGACCGACGAUGAGGGGGACAUGGACAGUGAUUGA